CCAUGAAAGGAAAGGGCCAAAAUCUCUGCUAGCACUUGACAAAAUCCAAUACCAAGGAAAUAAAUUAUGGUGACGGACGCUGGUAGGGGUAGGAUGCCAGAUGCCAGAUGCCAGAUGGAAGAGAUGAUCACCUGACUAGUUCUGCUCACUCACAAACUCACCGUUAAAGCGGCAAGAUUCCGCCGGGGCUGCGAGCUUCUAGAAUCUGCGAAAAACGAAGAUUUAUUUCUUGGAUUGCAAGCAUACCCUACCUACCCUUGCCGGGCUGCUUAACUACUAUAGCCCCCCCUCUCCCAGACGAAGAAUGGCCGCGCCCGUCCCCAUUGACCGUCUCCCGCCAACGACGACGGCCUACGUGAUUGCGACGGCUAUCAUCGCCGGUAUCACGGGCUACUUCAUCGGUCAAGGGUCCGCGCUGGGGUUAUUCUCCGCCUCGAAAAAGGAGAAGGAGGGCUGGCCGAAUAGUUACAAUGUGAAGGUGCCUGUGGAUUCGUCUGACGAGGAGGCAGAAGAAUCAGAUGAAGAGGAGUCCGAGAGCGAAGGGGAAGAGGAAGAGGAUAUGAGCGGGGAUUUGGCCAGCUUCGAUGGGAACAACGAGGAGGUCAAACUGGUUCUUGUUGUGAGGACUGAUUUAGGGAUGACAAAGGGCAAAAUCGCCGCCCAAUGCUCACACGCGACCCUCGCUUGCUACAAAUACUUUCUCUCCAAGUCACCGAAUUCGCCGAUUCUUCGAAGGUGGGAGCGCGGCGGUCAGGCAAAGAUUGCCCUGCAGCUCAAGUCGGAGGAGGAGAUGAUGCUCCUUCAGGCGCAAGCGAUCAGCCUCGGCCUCUGCGCCCGCGUGAUACAAGACGCUGGACGGACACAGAUUGCGAGCGGGAGCAGGACGGUUCUGGGUGUGCUGGGUCCCAAAAGCGUGGUUGACGGCGUGACGGGACAUUUGAAGUUACUAUGAGGGGGCUGCAGCCAUGUAUCGAGAUAUGACAGGGCAUUCACGACCACGGCAUGGUGGUGAUGGAAUGAGACACAAGACUCAAGCCUGCUCUUGCGCCUGUAUAAUAAUGAAAUGCACAACAUGACCGUAGGAUCAAGCCGACUGAUAGUCGAGGCACCACUACAUCUAUUCUCUGCCCCAUUACUUGCGGCAAAAAAGAAUCCCGUAUGCUACAAAUUAAUAGCCAUAGGAAUGGCAGGAUAUGUUGGCUUGUCAUGGUUUGUCCCUAGCCUCACUGGCCGACGGCCAUUCGGCAAAGAGAGUAGGAAUAUGACGCCGUCAGCAACCGGGCAAUCCAGCCGAGCUCACCUCCGAAAAGGGAGCUCAAGACCAGACGAACACCCAGCACCGAC
Molecule: messenger RNA, 1344 nt
Organism: Penicilliopsis zonata CBS 506.65
Lineage: Eukaryota; Fungi; Ascomycota; Eurotiomycetes; Eurotiales; Aspergillaceae
Exons: 2
Coding region: 305-952 (215 amino acids)
Cellular component (GO): cytosol; mitochondrion
Molecular function (GO): peptidyl-tRNA hydrolase activity
Source: RefSeq, a predicted model, not a curated record